AUGGUGCUAGCUAGUCUAGCACGUUAUCAGACACGACACGGUGCCGGGAGGUCUAUUCCUUAUCUUGGACAUUUGCCAACAGAUUUAAUUGGACGGUCAAUAUUGGCAUUCGUCUAUGCUCCCGAUGUUCAUGUUGUUCGCCAAGCUCAUGUUGAUUACGCGAACGUUCUGGAUUCUCCGGCCAACGGUCCAAUCGCUGCACGUGCUGCCGAAACCUAUGGCCAAGACCUUUGA
Messenger RNA from Cooperia oncophora, 234 nucleotides. NCBI's taxonomy places the organism in Eukaryota, Metazoa, Nematoda, Chromadorea, Rhabditida, Trichostrongylidae. The record is from the annotation of a GenBank genome assembly.